Messenger RNA from Trichomycterus rosablanca, 1561 nucleotides. It is a transcript of the gene aire, whose product is annotated as autoimmune regulator. Gene Ontology annotation, biological process: humoral immune response; regulation of transcription by RNA polymerase II. The coding region runs from base 1 to 1443 and encodes 480 amino acids. The transcript is spliced from 13 exons. Gene Ontology annotation, cellular component: nucleus; cytoplasm. NCBI's taxonomy places the organism in Eukaryota, Metazoa, Chordata, Actinopteri, Siluriformes, Trichomycteridae. Gene Ontology annotation, molecular function: translation regulator activity; DNA binding; DNA-binding transcription factor activity, RNA polymerase II-specific. The record is from RefSeq and is a predicted model, not a curated record.
AUGACCCGCGUGGAGGCUCCCGGAGAGUCUGAGCUUCGAUCUCUGCUCAAAACCUCCAGGACUGAAAUAGCCGUGGCCGUGCACGACCUGUUCCCUCUGCUGUACGGACUGCUGGACCAUGACAUCAUAUCUGAGCCACUGUUCGGGGAGACUCUGGAGAGGACGCAGAAGGACGGGAUCCAUAAAGCCGUGUACUCCCUCCUGACCCGGCUCCUGGAGCAGGACGGCUCCGUUCUCCAGGCCUUCUGGAACAAUCUGUCCAAAGAGUACAAUCAGGAGAGCUACCCGAAACUGCAGCGCCUGCUCGCUAACUUACCCAGAGGACUGAAUUUGGGAAGCGGGGAUGUUAAAACGCCUACUGGCAAGAGGAGAACGAUCGCUGAGAAGCAACUCUCACUCCGGCGCCAACACUACAGCAAAAAAAGCCUGCACGCCAACUCAGGAGCUAAAGGAAAGUCCAUGAGGAAGACGGACAGCUCGUCUGUCUCUCAGGUCUCAGUGAGCAAUGGUGUGCAGUCGGUGUCCACGUCAGUCCAGCGUGCUGUGACCGUCUCUAGUGGGGAGCGUCCCAUGGAGGAGAUCCUCAUCCAACAAGUCAUUGAGAGCGGAGGAGCUACACAGUGUAUUAAGGUGGGGGGAGAGUUUUACCCCUCUGCUAAACUGGAGGAGAAGGUCAGUGGUCCUGGAGCACAGACAGGACAGAGUCACAGACAGCAGCAGGGGGAGACAAACACCAGAACAAGCAAUGUAGAACAUAACGAUGAUGAGUGUGCGAUGUGUAAGGAUGGCGGCGAGCUGAUUUGCUGUGACGGGUGCCCUCGUGCUUUUCACCUCUACUGCCUGGUGCCGCCCCUCAACGCCAUACCCAGCGGGACGUGGCGCUGUACAUCCUGUACCCACGGCAGAGCGAUGCCAGAGAAGCUGUACCCAUCAGCUCAGGUCCCUCAGCCUCAGACUCAUCCUUCAGUAGCGGAGGGCGGCUCCGGCUCCAGCUCCGGCGUGGACUUCACUUUCUUCUCCUCCGCCUCACUGGCUACGUCACUCGCUACAGGCAACACGAACCCACAGCCAGCAGCGUUUCACUCUCCGGACUCCGAGCUGGUGACCGUCAGGAAACACUGUGGAAUCUGUCGCCUGAGCCGAGGAGAGCUGCUCGUCUGCCCUCAGUGCCUGCAGAGCUUCCACUCGCACUGCAACUUCCAAAGUGGGAGGUCGAGAUGCAGAACAUGCUUGAGGGCCACGACUUGGGGGCCAACAGAGACCGAGACGACAUCCAGAGCUGCUCGUCCCUGCGAUCAGGUCUCGGCUCAGACUGACCAGCAGAUCCUGAACCGAGAGGAGCUGGACUCGUACAUGGGGGAGAGCUCGAUCGACGGCAUCCUGCACUGGGCCUUUCACAACAUCUCCCGACCCCUGUCCGAGUCUCAGGGCUACUUCCAGUGACUCCAUGAUGGUCGAAUCGUUGGACAGGAAUUUUCCACUCAGUUCCAUUUGAAGGUUCCUGUUUUAGCUCUUCAUCACAGAGCCCCGGGGUUCGUUUCAGCUAAAAUAGCUCCAUUAU